UCCAAGAGCAAGCUCGAAAAUGAUGGCCGGCGGAGCAGUACAGCAAAACGGGAUUUUCUCAAAUCCUCACCAUCACAAUCAACAACCACACAUGGAGUCCGAUCCCCCGGACUCGCGUAAAAGACCCCUGGAGACUCCCACGGAGGCCAGCAGCACCAAACGCACAAACACGGGAGAUCUCUCAAAUAAGAAAGCAUUACGACGUCCCCCUUUCAUGUCCGUCCUCCUCGGUGCAGAGGAAGGCGAGUACUUCCUGAAGGUUUUGAUUCCCAGCUAUGCGGCGGGGUCAAUCAUCGGGAAGGGAGGCCAGACCAUCGUCCAGCUGCAAAAAGAGACUGGAGCCACCAUCAAACUGUCCAAAUCCAAAGACUUCUACCCCGGCACGACAGAGCGGGUGUGUCUGAUCCAGGGGACGGUGGAGGCGCUGAACGGCGUCCAUGACUUCAUCGCCGAGAAGGUGAGGGAGAUGCCUCAGAGCACCCAGAAGACAGAGCCGGUCAGCAUCCUGCAGCCGCAGACCACCGUCAACCCAGACCGUGUCAAACAGGCCAAGCUGAUUGUCCCCAACAGCACGGCGGGGUUAAUCAUUGGUAAAGGUGGAGCGACAGUCAAGGCGGUGAUGGAACAGUCUGGGGCGUGGGUCCAGUUAUCCCAAAAGCCAGAGGGCAUCAACCUGCAGGAGCGCGUGGUCACCAUCAGCGGGGAGCCCGAGCAGAACCGUAAAGCUGUGGAGAUCAUCGUCCAGAAGAUCCAGGAGGACCCACAGAGCUCCUCCUGCCUCAAUAUCUCCUACUCCAACAUCACAGGGCCCGUCGCCAACUCCAACCCCACCGGCUCCCCAUACGCCAACUCGACCGAAGUCAUGCCGGCUGCGGCAGCCGCCGCGGCCGCCACGGCCUCAUCUCUGCUCGGCCAGGCCGGCCUGGCAGGGGUCGGGGCCUUCCCGACCACCAUGUCCAGCCUCUCAGGCAAUGACCUGCUGGCCAUCACCUCUGCCCUCAACACUCUGGCCAGCUACGGCUACAACACCAACUCCCUGGGCCUGGGGCUGAACCCCGCUGCAGCCUCAGGGGUGUUAGCCGCCGUAGCAGCUAAUGCUAAUCCAGCAGCUGCCGCCGCAGCUAAUUUAUUAGCAUCCUACGCCAGCGAUGCAUCCACCAGCGCAGCUCACCCAGCAGCCGGUCUUGGAGGGUUCUCCCUGGGAUCCCUGGCUGCCGCCACAGGGGCCACCAAUGGCUACUUAAGCGCUGCAUCACCACUGGUGGCAUCAUCUCUACUGGCCACGGAGAAGCUAGCAGAAGGAGCAAAGGAAGUGGUCGAGAUCGCUGUGCCAGAAAACCUGGUGGGAGCCAUCUUGGGGAAAGGAGGGAAGACGCUAGUGGAGUACCAGGAGCUGACCGGUGCCAGGAUCCAGAUCUCCAAGAAAGGCGAGUUCAUCCCCGGAACUCGGAAUAGGAAGGUGACCAUCACGGGUUCCCAGGCCGCCACACAGGCUGCACAGUACCUGAUCAGCCAGCGAAUCACCUACGAGCAGGGGGUACGCGCCACCAACCCACAGAAGGUGGGCUAA
This is a messenger RNA of Seriola dumerili (greater amberjack), 1570 nucleotides long. Its product is annotated as RNA-binding protein Nova-1-like. The transcript has 6 exons. NCBI's taxonomy places the organism in Eukaryota, Metazoa, Chordata, Actinopteri, Carangiformes, Carangidae. Gene Ontology annotation, cellular component: cytoplasm; nucleus. Gene Ontology annotation, molecular function: mRNA binding. Bases 20 to 1570 code for a protein of 516 amino acids. The record is from RefSeq and is a predicted model, not a curated record. Gene Ontology annotation, biological process: mRNA splicing, via spliceosome; regulation of alternative mRNA splicing, via spliceosome.